Trichoderma asperellum CBS 433.97 is the source of this 1588-nucleotide messenger RNA. RefSeq lists its product as uncharacterized. Gene Ontology annotation, cellular component: nucleus; Rad6-Rad18 complex. Gene Ontology annotation, biological process: protein monoubiquitination; DNA damage tolerance. Gene Ontology annotation, molecular function: single-stranded DNA binding; ubiquitin protein ligase activity. The record is from RefSeq and is a predicted model, not a curated record. Lineage: Eukaryota; Fungi; Ascomycota; Sordariomycetes; Hypocreales; Hypocreaceae.
GCUCAGCGCUGCCAGCCAAUAUUCGAGAAUAAUUUGUUUUCCCCUCCUCUGUCACAACCGGAGCAUUGACGACGCCGCGAUUUGUAAAAGUAUAGCGAAUCCAAAUAGUUUUCAUUUGCUUUCAUUUUCUUCUUUUUUGGAUAUUCAGACCUGCUUGCCUUUAUGGCCGCCUCCGACGAUGUUCCAGAUUCAACCGACUGGCUCUCGACGCCACUAUCUGGCUUCGCAGCUGUUGAAGCCGCCUUGCGAUGCCAAGUAUGCAAAGACUUCUACAAGACACCGAUGAUCACCUCCUGUUCGCAUACAUUCUGCUCCAUCUGUAUUCGGAGGGCACUGUCCAACGAUGGCAAAUGUCCCAUGUGUCGCUCGACGGAGCAAGAGUUGAAACUUCGAAGCAACUGGUCCAUGGAGGAAACAGUAGAAGCAUUUACCAAAGCACGGGUGACUGCGCUGAGUCUUGCGCGCAAUCACAGGCCGAGAAGCCAAUCGCCGAAAAGGAAAGCGAUCGAGGCGUCUCCGCAUGCGCACGAACCGAAGAGACUGCGCACAUCAGCUAGAUUAAGCAAAAGUCGAGGAGAGCAGGCAAUAGCAACGACUCCGACAAUGACGGCUGAAGAACAGACUGUUCCUGAUUCGAAUAACGAGGACGAUGACGAGGAAUAUGUGCCUGAUACUCCGAAUGGUCUUGUGCCCUGUCCCAUGUGUAACAGAAAGAUGAAGGAAUGGCAGGUAUUUGGGCAUCUGGAAUCGUGCCCAGGUCCUUCGGCGGCGGCAAAUAGUCCGAGCAACAAUACUGAUUCUGAAAAUACCUUUUCCUUCGGGCAAUCUCAGCGGAAACAGCAAAAGACACUCGAGCGACUCCCUCCCCUCAACUAUUCCAUGUUAAAAGAGCAGGCGCUGCGGAAAAAAAUGCUAGAAUUAGGGCUCAACAAUCAAGGACCUCGCAUUCUCUUGGAAAAGCGCCAUAAAGAGUGGUUGACACUAUGGAAUGCGAAUUGCGAUGCGGCUACGCCGAAGAAGCGCUCAGAGCUGCUCCACGACCUGGAUAUCUGGGAGCGCACACAGGGUGGCCGAGCACCCACCUCUGGCCGAGUAAUACAGACUGCGGCGGUGAUCAAGGACAAAGACUUUGAUGGUGCUGCAUGGGCAGCUAAGCACGACUCUUCAUUUAGAGACCUCAUUGCGAGCGCUCGUAGAAAUGGAGAGGCGGCAAAAAAGAAAUUGGAGGAGGCAAAUAAAUCAACCAGCGAUCAGCCGCAGAGCUCAACAAGUCAGCCUCCAGACUUGAUGGUUAUUUCAUCAUCCCAACCGCCAGCCUCUAGCAGUUCAGCAGCCCGAGGAAAUAGAGAAGAGUCAGGAGACGCAUCGGAUCUACAAUCACUACCCCCUAACGUUGCUGAACCAAUGGCUUGGGAGGCAUCACAACGGCCAAUAGACCAAAUACCAACAGCCGAAGCGUCAGAAAUACGUAAUAUAGCUGGAAGUAGAUAAAUAUUAGCGUGUGCAUAUUCUGAUACCAAAAAGCAAUGAUACCCAUCUGGUUUGAGCGUAGUUGAUUGGGAAUUAUGAAUGAAUAUAAUGAAAUUAC